AUGUGCUCGCAACACAUUUCCCCUGAUUUGGACCGCCUCUCGCUCUACGGUCCCCAGGAACAAGCUCUGAGCGCGGAUCAGAAUGUUGGCGCGAGCCGGAGCGGCGGAGCGAUCUCGGAAUGGCGUUUAGACUACACUCGGUCACGCGACACGAGAUCCAGGCCAAACGCUGCGCCCACACCCAUCUCUCAACCUUCGUCCCGCAUCCCAGCACAAGGCGGGAGCUUCUCAAGCCAGAUCGAGACAUCAUCGAGUAGGAAUGCGAGCGGGUCGAGGCAUUGGAACAAGUCGCACCCCAGCCUUCUGGCGUGCUCCCUCUCUAGCAACGAACCUCUCUCCUCUCUCUCUUCGCCAUCGGAGCCCGGCGCAAGCUUUGCAGCUAGCGGUCCUUCGGUUCCUACACAAAGCCUUUCAUCUGGCAUUGCUCGCCAGAGACCACCCUUGCAGGACCAAUCGGCUUUGCGCUCACCUACGAAGCACCCUACCGAGGAAGGCAGCAUGACCCAGCCUGGUAUGGAGCCGAGAUUGUCGCACACAAUGUCUCAUAAUUCGACCUCGGUGCUGAGCUUGGCGGUGGAUGAGCAGAGCGGACUGGUGUUUAGCGGGAGCCAGGCAGAGGACAUAUACGUGAGUGUGCGGCGAAUAGAAAUACGCCAGGUGAUGGAGGCACUCAUUGGCGAGCAUACUUCCGUCCUCAGGUCUGGGAUUUGGGUACUUUCCAAGAGAAGACGAGACUAGAGGGUCACACUGCAUCGGUGCUUGCGCUCGAGUUGUGUCCGGAAAAAUCUUGGCUCUUUUCUGCUUCGGGAGACAGCACUGUGCGGAUCUGGGACACGAAGACGCUCUCUCCCCUUUGCGUCAUACAUCCUGCUGAUGACCGGGUUGGAGAUAUUUUCGCUCGUGAGUGGGAGGCUCACGAAGAGUGGGCGGUGUAUCGCUCCCUACUCCUACUACUGACGAUGCGUACCUUGUGGCCAGUGAAAUGGUGCUCGGAGCUGCAGACCCUGUAUUUCGGUUGCCAGAACACUAGCCUUCAGGUGAGUGAAGCGAGGCUUUGCGAGCCGUGCGCACGAAGUCGCGACCUAGAGAUCUGAACAGAGCGACUUUUUUUUUUUUCCCCAAACGCAGUGGAUUGCCCUGACUUCGAUCACUUCUGCGAUCAGCCAAGACGAAGUGCGAGCAGUGCCCAUAGUGCGACCGCACAAGUUCUUUGAUUCCGGACCGCACGCGGGAAGUCAAACACGUCUGAGCACGAGCUUGAGUCGAAGUGCCAGCGGAAGGUCUACUCCUGCCGCAGGCUGGCCCAGAGGCAGUGCAAGGGGAGCAGGCUUUUCCACACCACCACUGGACUACUCGCCUGUGCUUCCUAGUGUAAGAACGCCAGGUGAUCGUGCAGGCGUAUCCUUGCCUUUUCAAGUCGGCGAUGCGGAAGAUGGCUUCAACUGUGCUCCUGAUUCGCCUACGCAAACGCCUUUGCCUGGCCUGGAAGAGAGUGAUAAAGUGAGGAGGUUGCAAGUACAGCAGCGACAUAUGGUCUCUUCAGCGCACAGCGGAUACAUUUACGCCCUCGACUUGCUUGAGAAACCGGAUCGACACCUUGACGGAGGAGGUCAGCGAAGGGGAGGGUCCAAACAGAUGCUUGUCAGUGGUUCUGGAGAUGAGGACAUCAAGCUUUGGUCGUGUACGCCAGAGGGUCUGACUCAAGAGGCAGUACUACAUCAUAGUGACAAUGGAGUCUUGGCAUUGGCGUCGUGGGGCAGCUGCACGCUUUUCGCUGGCCUGCAAGGAGGCGACGUGGAGGUGUGGGAUGUCGAGACCGGGCGCGUCGUUCGGACAUUGCACGCUCACGACGACGAUGUGCUGGCUCUAGUCACAGCCGGCAGCAUCGCAGACGAAGAUUCUUGCAUCCUCUACUCGGCCAGCGCUGACGGUCGAAUUCGAAGAUGGGACGCUAGCUUCAAGUGCACCGCCGACUGGGUUGCCCACAACGGCAUUGUGCUCUCGAUCGCUUCCUUGCCGCAGGCUGUUGGUAAUCAGGGGAACAUAGUCUUGACGGGCGCUUCCGACGAUCGGAUCAAGGUCUGGGACUUGCUCCUUAGCGCUGGCACUUUGGAAAAGCAUUCCCGGCCAACGGCAGGACCUUCUUCUCUUGGCACCGCAGAUCCCAUGAUUGGCGCCCUCGCCCAAUUCGUCGCGUUCAAAUCGGUCUCUGCCAACGAGAAUCUGCGGGAAGAUUGUCGCCAGUGCGCGCACUGGCUGAAGAAUCACCUCACCGAUUUAGGAGCGGAGACGGCUUUGCUGCCGGGCGCUGAAGGCCACAAUCCGCUCGUGCUGGCAACGUUCAGGGCCAACAAAUCUAGACUUGCUCCACGCAAGCGAGUCGUUGCCUAUGCUCAUUACGAUGUCAUUACUCCUGGUCCGUGCGAAAGCUGGUCGAAUAGUCCUUGGUCGCUGACGGGCAGAGACGGAUAUCUCCAUGCCAGAGGAGUCAGCGACAAUAAGGGUCCUUGUUUAGCUAUCGCAUACGCCGCUGCAGAAUUGGCAAAAGAAGGCACGCUUGGCGCAGACGUUACUCUGGUCGUCGAGGGCGAGGAAGAAGCUGGAGGUUGUGGCUUUACGGAGGCGAUCAGAGCAGCCAAAGAACAGAUCGGCCCGGUGGUGAGUCUCAAGAUCGACACGUGCCGACCAUGUCAGUCAUUGCUAAAAGAUUCGUCUUGUCCUGUGCGCAGGACGUCAUUCUUCUCUCGAAUUCCUACUGGCUGGGGGAAGACACGCCUUGCCUCACCGUCGGCUUGCGCGGCGUCGUACAGGCUGAUCUCGAAGUCAGGAGCGACUUUCAGGAUCGUCAUUCUGGAGUAGACGGCGGCGCAGUGCGGGAGCCGAUGAUCGACGUGAGUCUUCGAAUUUUUCGUUGGCCGCCACCUUGUCACCACAGCUGAGCGUCGCGCUGCUCGAACUCCCGCACUGGGCAGAUGAUCAAACUCUUGGCAAGUUUGACAGAGGGCGAGCGUGUCUUGUUGCCCACUUUCUACGACUCUGUGCGGCCAAUAACGCCAGCGGAACGGGCGAUGUAUGCGCAGAUUGCGCAGAUGAAGCAUAGUCGAGCCAGCGGCCAGACAGUAGAGGCUUUGAUGGCUCGAUGGAGGCUACCUAGUCUUUCCGUGCACCGCAUCUCGGUCAGCUCUGGUUCUGGUAGUGGAAAUGCUACCGUAAUUCCCAGCACCGUGACCGCUGCUGUCAGUCUUCGACUGGUGCCGGAUCAGGAUCUGGAUGUGAUCACGGACACUCUGAUAGCGCAUGUGAGCGCGCAUUUCGGAAAGCUUGCCAGUCCCAAUCGUAUCGGCGUGAGUUGAGCCCGCUUUGAGAUGUGCGCAACGAUCGUGAAUUCAGUGUGGCCCCCUGCUGACAUAAUUGCCCGUACCUUUAUCGCGCCCAAAAUUUGUUGACGCGGUCAGGUCUACAUCAAGCAUCGCGCAGAUUGGUGGCUAGGCGAAGACAGCGCCUACUCCACCGCUUUGGCCUUAGCCGUGCAGUCCGAAUGGGGACAAGCGCCGGUGUCGAUACGGGAAGGAGGAUCCAUUCCAAGUCUGGCCAUACUGGAAAAAGAGCUAGAAGCUCCAGCGGUCCAUCUACCCAUGGGACAAGCUUCAGACAGAGCUCAUCUGGCUGAUGAGAGGCUACGACUUGUCAACUUGCUCAAGGGCAAAUCGGUCGUCAAGCGCUGGCUCGCAUCUUCAGCCAUUUCUAACGCGUCUCAGAGAUGA
This is a messenger RNA of Ceraceosorus bombacis, 3764 nucleotides long. NCBI's taxonomy places the organism in Eukaryota, Fungi, Basidiomycota, Exobasidiomycetes, Ceraceosorales, Ceraceosoraceae. The record is from the annotation of a GenBank genome assembly.